AUGUUUCAAAAGUACGAAGAGGUGACAGUUACAGAUUUGGAAUCUUUAUUACAGCAUGAUCAUAGAGAUUUUAUAUCUCAUUUAGUUUAUGAUUGUAAUAUUAGAUUAAAAAAAGGUUAUGUUCCAAACAUCAAGACACUAACAUUGGGUAAUGGUUUCAAUAAAAGGCUGACGGAGGGAUGCAUACCCAUAUCCUGCACCAAACUAGUUUUAAUGAGAAAUUUCAAUCAAAUUAUUAAACCAGGAGAAUUACCCUCGUCUAUCAAAUAUCUAACUUUUUCAGACCAUUAUAAAAUCAAAUUAUUAGAAGGUUCAAUACCAUCAAGCGUAACAUAUCUCGAAUUUGGCCAUCAAUACAAUAUCACCUUGGAAAAAGGUAUUAUUCCCAACUCUGUUACACAUUUAAAAAUGGGUUUAGGUUAUAAUAGAUAUAUGCGUGACCAAGCUAUACCAAAUUCAGUAAGAACCCUUAUAUUAGGUCUAAAUUUUAAUCAAUCUAUUACAACAACAGGAGCUUUACCUACUAAUUUGGAGCGUUUGGAUUUCGGGUGGGCAUUUAAUAAACCUCUAGUACCAGGAUGUUUUCCCCCAUCAUUAAAAUCGUUAAGGUUUGGUUCAAAUUUUUCACAUCCAAUACCUGAUAAUUGCUUACCUCAAGGUCUUACUUUGCUGGAAUUCGGUGAGUUUUUUAAUCAUUCUAUAUUAGGUAAAAUACCAUCUUCAGUAACAUCCUUGCGAAUUGGGUCCGAUUAUCAACAUGAUCUAGAUGAAAAUUGCUUGCCUCCGUCACUUUUAACACUUUCAAUUAAUUCAAAAUAUAAUAAUAAUAUAUUUGGUAAGAAUGUGCUGCCUCAAAUGUUAACAUCACUCUCUCUUUGUGGGUAUUUUAAUUAUCAAAUCCCACCAAAUGCAUUACCACAGUCUUUGUUGUUUUUAAAAUUGGGUCAUUAUUUCAAUUGUCCAAUAUUAAAAGAUAGUAUACCUUCCAAUGUUUCCACUUUAAUUAUUGGGAAAAUUUUUAACUAUCCUUUAGAACCCCAAUCACUACCAGAAUCAAUCACAACUAUUUCAAUCGAAAAUUCUUUAUAUUCACAUAUACCAUCACUUUCCUUUUUACCACAGUCAGUUAAAACUUUAUAUGUACCUUAUGUUUUAUAUAUUGAAAUAAGUUCGGAACUUAUUAAGCUCCCUCCAUCAAUAAAAUUAUUAAUAAAAAGGAUAGAUAGAUAA
This is a messenger RNA of Dictyostelium purpureum, 1230 nucleotides long. RefSeq lists its product as uncharacterized. The record is from RefSeq and is a predicted model, not a curated record. The coding region runs from base 1 to 1230 and encodes 409 amino acids. NCBI's taxonomy places the organism in Eukaryota, Evosea, Eumycetozoa, Dictyosteliales, Dictyosteliaceae. The transcript has a single exon.